Messenger RNA from Penicillium cataractarum, 507 nucleotides. RefSeq lists its product as uncharacterized. Gene Ontology annotation, molecular function: copper ion binding; superoxide dismutase activity. Bases 1 to 507 code for a protein of 168 amino acids. The record is from RefSeq and is a predicted model, not a curated record. The transcript is spliced from 5 exons. Gene Ontology annotation, biological process: removal of superoxide radicals. Lineage: Eukaryota; Fungi; Ascomycota; Eurotiomycetes; Eurotiales; Aspergillaceae.
AUGCUACCUAAUCUCUUUUACGUGUUGCCUGCCGUCUUGGCCAUGUCACUUGAAGUCACGGCAUCUAUCCGCGCCACCGCGGUCCUCGAAGGCCAAAUCGAGGGAACUCUAGCCUUCGAAGAGAGGGAGGAUGGCCUUUUUAUUGAGGGCGAGCUGUCUAACUUGACAUUUGGACUUCAUGGAAUUCAUAUUCAUGAGUUUGGAAAAACGGGCAACGGAUGUGCCGAUGCGGGUGGUCACUACAACCCAACCAAUGUCGACCACGGAGCACCCGAUGACGAAGUGCGCCACGUUGGUGACUUUGGAAAUAUUGAUGUUACCGCGUCGCCUUACCGUCUUUCCUUCAAUGAUCGUGUUGCUACGCUCAAUGGUCCAUACACUAUAUUGGAUAGAUCAAUAGUUAUUCACUCGGGCGCCGACGAUCUCGGUAAGGGCAACAAUCCAAAUUCAAAAAAGAAUGGUAAUUCAGGGUCACGUUUGGCUUGUGGCGUUAUCCAGGAAGUUUAG